This is a messenger RNA of Bipolaris zeicola 26-R-13, 213 nucleotides long. RefSeq lists its product as uncharacterized. Lineage: Eukaryota; Fungi; Ascomycota; Dothideomycetes; Pleosporales; Pleosporaceae. The record is from RefSeq and is a predicted model, not a curated record. The annotation marks the transcript as partial. The transcript has a single exon. Gene Ontology annotation, molecular function: protein binding.
AUCAACAACCUAGGAAUUCUAUACGUAGAACAAGGCAAGCUAGUAGAGGCAGAGAGGAUAUACAAGCAGGCGCUACGAGGAUAUGAAGAGAAACUUGGGCCUAGCCACUACUCAACACUAGGCACGGUCAACAACCUGGGCCUUCUCUACGCGGACCAAGGCAAGCUGGUCGAGGCAGAGCAGAUGUACGAGCGGGCGCUGCGAGGAUACAAG